AUGGCCAAGUACCUGGCCCAGAGCAUCAUGAUGGGCAUGCAGGUGGUGGGCAGGGCCUUUGCCAGGGCCCUAUGGCGGGACUUUGCUGCCAGCCGGGCAGCAGCUGAUGCCCAGGGAUGUGCUAGCCCUUAGUGUGCUGCUGCCUCCAACCUCUCUGGCCUCAGCCUGUAGGAGGCCCAGGAGAUUCUCAACGUCUGCAGGCUAAGCCCUGAGAGGAUCCAGAAGAACUACAAACAUUUGUUCAAGGUGAAGGACAAGUCUGUGGGCGGUUCCUUCCACCUGCAGUCCAAGGUGGUCUGCGUGAAGGAACGCCUCAACCAGGACCUCAAAAUCCAGGCCAAGGGGAACAGAGAGAAGGAGCAGGCACCUAGGAUGGGACCACCAUGCUCCCCGCCCCUCCCCCCGCCCCUCUAA
Molecule: messenger RNA, 414 nt
Organism: Orycteropus afer afer
Lineage: Eukaryota; Metazoa; Chordata; Mammalia; Tubulidentata; Orycteropodidae
Gene: PAM16
Product: presequence translocase associated motor 16
Exons: 1
Biological process (GO): protein import into mitochondrial matrix
Cellular component (GO): TIM23 mitochondrial import inner membrane translocase complex
Source: RefSeq, a predicted model, not a curated record